AUGCAUGUGGUCUGGAUUCUGACCAGUGCCAAAAGAGAGGUACGACAGGAAGGCACGGAGCGGAGUGGUGGAAACUGGAAUGGGGGUAACGGCACUUUCCCAGAGCACCUUCGAUUACCUACAAUUCACCACGUUGGCCAGAAACGACCCGACGAAUUGGUGAUAACUGCGGGACGCAAUGAAAAGGAGACGCGUCGCCAGCACAGCCCUGCAACGCGUGGCAUGAACGCCUUCAUACUAAUGGUCGGCAUGCUUCGAGAAGCAGAACGACGACGCACAGCACACAAUUACGACACCCGUCCCGCGGCCCUAGACCUGAAGCUGGAACUAUUUGGAGCCUCAUUGCAAGUGCAUCAAGACUCGGACGACUGGUUCGUCCUCUCUUUUGCGACCUUCUCCUUACCGUUCCAUCCCGCCUUGGCCGCCAACACUGCUAUCGCUGUCUCCGCCAGCUUCGCCUCGUCGACAACGAUGUUCUUCAAACACAAGAUGCACGUCUUGGCGGGGCAAGAGACAAUAUCAUCCGUGGCACCCUUACCUUGGCGGUUGUGGAUUGGCGACGACAGACAACGGACGGACGACCUUUGGAUAACUUUAUCUGAACAAGGACUCGCUGCAAAUUCCCCGGAUUCUCCCAGCAUUUUCCCUCGAUCAGAUACCCUCCGUCUCCGCCUGUUAAGUCCAACUGUCCGACAAGUUGCCGACGUACCUGGCAUCACCAAGGCACCUCCACCACGAGUCAAGCAGCGGUUUCAGAACGUGCGCCGACGGCAUCCGCCUUUUGGGUCGACCCUCUUGGACACCUUGGACGUCCUUUGUUCGAGUGUCACACUCAACAUGGCCUUGUCCCGGCUCCCAAGGCUUGACGCAGCGCCCAAGACACCGCUUAUCGUUAUCGACAAGGUGCCCGCAUCCUGUCUCUCGAUUCCGAGGUACUCUCACCAGGCUUCCCAAUCUAACAGACUUUGGCCUCUCAACAGUAUUGGGUUCAGGAUUGUGGGUCGCUAUUUUCGGUCAAAUAAUAAUUGCUACACGUCAAAGUUCAAACCGGCGCUCAUUGACACUUGGCGCAACCCAAGGUUCUCAUGGCUUGCGGGCCGCUAG
Colletotrichum lupini is the source of this 1104-nucleotide messenger RNA. RefSeq lists its product as uncharacterized. The record is from RefSeq and is a predicted model, not a curated record. Bases 1 to 1104 code for a protein of 367 amino acids. The transcript has 8 exons. Lineage: Eukaryota; Fungi; Ascomycota; Sordariomycetes; Glomerellales; Glomerellaceae.